UCUCGUGGUGGUUAAGAAACAUAUAUGGUGCAUUAAGAAAUUCUCAAAUAGAAUUAUAAUCCAAAGCCCGGUCUACAUUUUAUUGAACAGGCCCAUUCUUAUGAUCCACCAAGUUGGAGUGGCUCAGCCAGUAUUGCAUCAGAAACAAGCACUCAACUCAAGCCGCCGGAGUUAGUUGUCGGCGGAGAGCGCAUCACUGUCCAAGCAUCCUAACUCUCUCUCACGUUUUCUCUCUUACGUUCUCAACCUUCAUUUCCGUUCUCUUCUUAGAAUCAACCAUGUUUUUGGCUAAAGCAUUUGGACGGACAUUCUUUGCUGCUGCUGCCAGAUCAAAACAUUGUUCCACUACAGCUGCUGCUGCCGGUGGCAGUGUAGUACAUAACCCUCUUCCGGACUUCUUUGAGGCAGACAGGAGCCUUGAAAAUGAUAAACCAGUUGUCUAUGGUCGGAGUUGGAAGGCUUCUGAAUUGCGUCUGAAAUCUUGGGAUGACCUUCAUAAACUGUGGUAUGUGUUGUUAAAGGAAAAGAACAUGUUGAUGACUCAACGUCAAAUGCUUCAUUCUCAGAACUUGCGUUUUCAUAACCCAGAGCGCUUGCCUAAGGUGAGAAAGUCAAUGUGUCGCAUCAAACAUGUGCUUACUGAGAGAGCAAUUGAAGAACCAGAUCCCAGGAGGUCUGCUGAGAUGAAGAAAAUGAUAAAUGGUCUUUGAUGACUUAAAAGGAUAUGUUUUUCGUCGCGUUGUUUGUUGGGUAUGUUGUAAGAAUAGGACAUCUACUUUCAUGGAUGUUAGAAAAUUACUGACCAUGGCAAUGUGUUCGUUCAAAUACAUGAUUUACUUAAAGUUUUGCCUGUUUAGAAUUCGAACUUUAACUUUAUUUUGUUUGACCUGAGAGUCAAUCGAUGAAGAAAUAUAAUCAAGCAUUUACUGUUCCCAGCCAAGAACAAUAAUGCUUUUACUAUUAACAUUA
This is a messenger RNA of Lathyrus oleraceus (garden pea), 969 nucleotides long. RefSeq lists its product as uncharacterized. The transcript has 4 exons. Lineage: Eukaryota; Viridiplantae; Streptophyta; Magnoliopsida; Fabales; Fabaceae. Bases 279 to 710 code for a protein of 143 amino acids. Gene Ontology annotation, molecular function: structural constituent of ribosome. Gene Ontology annotation, biological process: mitochondrial translation. Gene Ontology annotation, cellular component: mitochondrial large ribosomal subunit; mitochondrial ribosome. The record is from RefSeq and is a predicted model, not a curated record.